AUGGCCAGACAAGUGCGUUUCCAUAGAACUGGAAACUUAGCCAAAAGACAGGAUGAAGGUGACGAUGACUACGUGUGCACUGCCACCAAAGGCUGCGAUAUUGGCUGCUGCGGGCCCUUAGAUGAGGAGGGAAAUGGAGUAUGCGGCCUGGGCCCGGACUUCUGCGGCGACGGGUGCACAUCGACGUGCCACUACAAGUCUGAGUGCGAUCCGGGCUGGGGCAUCGAGUGGUCCAACGCCACUGCCUGCCCCUUGAACGUAUGUUGCAGUGAGUAUGGCUUCUGUGGCACCGAUCCCGGAUUCUGCGGCGGUGAGGUCGUGUCCUCGCCGCAGUGUGAUAUCGCGGCCGGCAGCUCCAAUGGUCGUACCAUCGGCUACUACGAGGGAUGGAACUCGCAACGCUCCUGCGGUACCAUGACCCCAGAAGAGAUUCCCAAGGGUUAUUAUACCCAUUUGUUCUACUCAUUCUCGCUGAUCAAUCCGGAGACCUUCCGUCUGGAACCCAUGGACGACACCACGGGCAGUCUAUACGGCUCUGUCUCCGCCCUGAAAACAACGCAGCCUGAGUUGCAGGUCUGGCUCGCCAUCGGCGGGUGGGCCAUGAACGACCCGGGCGCGUGGCGGACGACCUUUUCGGAUUUGGCCGCGAGCGAGAGUGCUCAGGAUGAGUUCUUUGAGAGCUUGGUCACCUUCAUGUCCACCUAUAACUAUGACGGUGUCGACAUCGACUGGGAAUACCCUGUGGCCGAAGACCGUGGUGGUAUCGAAGCCGACUUUGACAACUUUGUCAACUUCAUCUCACGCCUGCGCAACCGCUUGAAUAAUCUUGGCACGCCAAAGGGCUUAUCCAUGACCCUCCCUGCAUCAUACUGGUACCUGAAGGGCUUCGACAUUAUCAACUUAGAGCCCCAUGUCGACUUCUUCAACGUCAUGACUUAUGAUAUCCACGGUGUCUGGGAUUCAACCAUUGAAUCUUUGGGUCCUUACGCCCACGCUCACACCAACUUGACCGAGAUUGAGGAGGCUCUCAAGCUUCUCUGGCGAAACAACAUCAACCCGAGCCGUGUCAAUCUUGGUCUCGGCUUCUACGGCCGUUCUUUCACCAUGAAGGACCCGAGCUGCAUGGCGGCAGGAUGCGAGUUCUCAGAAGGUGGCAACGGCGGAGCUUGCACCGGGACUGCUGGCGUCUUGUCUGCCCAUGAAAUCAUGCAGAUCAUCGAGGACGGCGCGACCAUGACUUUAGACCCCGUGGCUGGCGUGCAAAUUGUCACCUGGGACUCGAAUCAGUGGGUCUCAUGGGAUGAUACCGAGACACUGAAAAUGAAAGUGGACUACGCCAACCAAAGAUGUCUGGGAGGCGUCAUGAUCUGGGCCGUCGAUCUUGACGAUGGCACUCUGAUCAAAAGCCUGUCGGAAACUGGCAGGGAGACAACCAUCAUACUCGACGACCCUCCGGCGAUCUCGGCCUGCUUCGGGACCACGUUGGAGGACAUCUCCGGCAACGUCACGGAUGCGAGUAGCUAG
Colletotrichum siamense is the source of this 1524-nucleotide messenger RNA. RefSeq names its product Killer toxin subunits alpha/beta (gene KTXA-4). The coding region runs from base 1 to 1524 and encodes 507 amino acids. NCBI's taxonomy places the organism in Eukaryota, Fungi, Ascomycota, Sordariomycetes, Glomerellales, Glomerellaceae. The record is from RefSeq and is a predicted model, not a curated record. Gene Ontology annotation, molecular function: chitin binding; hydrolase activity, hydrolyzing O-glycosyl compounds. The transcript is spliced from 2 exons. Gene Ontology annotation, biological process: carbohydrate metabolic process.